ACUAGUGUGCGCUGGUGUCUUCUUUGCCCCCAUCGUUUCCCUCCUCUGCUUAGUUGUUGUUUUUGUUGUAGAUGUGUGAGGGAAUGAUGGUUAGAAGUGAUAUAUGGUGUCUAAUGUUUAUCUGAUGAUGGCCUACAAUGUUCCAAUUCCCCCACUUUUGAUAUAAUAUCGAGAAGCAACCGCCCAAUAGUGGAAGACUAUGUCUCUUCUCUGCGUCACGGUGAAGAGGGCAAACUACGUUGGAAUCCAAGACCAGAUCACCAGCUACGUCUCACUCAAGCUCCAGAAUGUCAAGUCCACGACGGUGUGCGUCAAGGGCAACGAACCUCGCUGGGAGCAAGACUUCCUCUUCGAAACGAACCGCCUUGACACGGGGCUGCUGCUGGAGGUGUGGGAGAAGGGACUUAUCUGGGACAAAGCUAUUGGCUGCCACUGGAUCCCUCUCACUGAUGUCCAGUACUCCAAUGAGAGCGGUGAAGGCACGUCGCUUCGUCUGGACGCCAACGUCGUCCACGAGGACGGCGAGGUUAGAGGGACGAGCGCCCCCACCGCCCACACCCUCGUCGUCGACUGCCGCUUCGAGCUGCCCUGGGACUUGGAGGAGUCGGAAGCGAACGACCUGAAGCAGCGCCUCGACGCUCUCAACCAUAUCAUGGAGCAGGACUUUUCUCCGCCCUCAGCCGCCUUCAUGCCAUCCGACCUCUCGCAAACUUACCUCAUCGACGACGGUCUCAGCAACUCCGCUCCUCUUGUCUCUCGGGUAUCAGAAGACAGCGACUACACGAGCGACGUGAACUACCCCGUAGGCCAGCACCCGAACUCUUCAGCCUCGCACUUCUUGUCCACCGUCCAUCAGACGUCCACUCCGCAGCUGUCGCUGACGUCCAGUAGAGAGAACUCCUACGAAGACGCCCAGAUCGACCAGUCCAUUGAGUCGUACAACGAAUGCUACAACGAUUACGACAUGUCGCAGAACAACGAUUACGACAUGUCACAGCAGGAGCUGUACUACGACGCGGACGACGCUUUCGAAGGCGCCUACAGCGACUAUCCCGAGGGGGACUAUGAGUACGAGGACUCGGAGACGGUGCUCGAUGGUGACGUCAUGGAGACGUACGAGGAGGGCGACAUGUCCUACAACAGCCGCCCCAACAACCGCAAGGACUACAGAUACCCGGUGGAGGACUGGGACAAUCCUUACAUCAGCCCCAGCGACCAGGUGCCACCCUACAACGACGUGCUUCUGGGCGACGAAGCAGAGGACGACGUCGACGACCUGCCUCUAGAAGACGAUUUCGUGGACGACGUCGUGGACGACGUGAGAGACGCGUCGUCUCAUGCCAACGGAAGAGGAAAACUUGCUCGUGACACCCCUCGCGGCCGCAGCCUCAGAGUCUGUCAGAGUCUGCAUCUGCACGCAGAGUCUGUCAGAGUCUGCAUCUGCACGCAGAGUCUGUCAGAGUCUGCAUCUGCACGCAGAGUCUAUCAGAGUCUGCAUCUGCACGCAGAGUCUGCAUCUGCACGCAGAGUCUGCAUCUGCGCGCAGAGUCUGUCAGAAGACGCCAAGGUCACCAUGAACGGUGAGGUGCUCAAGGCUGACACCGGCGAUACCUUCGACUUCGGUGGCGUCGAACACUCGUACGGCGAGUACAACGAUGAGGGAUACCAGAACGACAAGCAUCAUGAUGAGUACCAUAGACAGCAAGGUGACUACGAGCAACAAGACGACUACGAGCAGCAAGGUGACUACGACCAGCAGGAUGAUUACAAACAGCAAGGUGAUUACAAACAGCAAGGUGACUACGAGCACCAGGAUGAUUACAAACAGCAAGGUGAUUACAAACAGCAAGACGAUUACAAGCAGCAAGAAAACUACGAUCAAUAUUAUAAUUACGAUUACCAGUCUGAAAAGUACAAUGAAACGAACCAAGAAGAUUAUGAAGGCUGGUAUGAUGAUUGCGAAAAAAAUUUCGGAUACUAUGACGAAGCCGGGAACUAUAUUUACUACGAAGAUGCUAGCUACCAGUACAGCAGUGAAGAAUUGAGUGCUGCUGGCGACGGUGCUGGCAAAGAUGCGUACGAGGCAACUCCUCUCAUCACGUCCAUCGUCACAACAACAAAAUCAACUGUGACGACCACAACUGCGGCUUCCUCCGCAGCUACUUCAGCAACCGCUGCAGCUUCAAAACUCCUGAGUUUCGGCAGCCAAGUGACGUCGUCUUUCAAAGCCCCCCAGUUAACGUCACAGGCCAAGCCAGAGAGUGGGACCACUGCUGCCGGACUCUUCAACAAACUAUCAACUUCGCAAAUGAUCCCCAAACUCGGCGCAAAAGUGAGCACAGCUUCGUCGACGUCAGGUUCUCAGCAGUCCAACAAGUUCUUCUCUGGUCUUCCUUCCAUUGCCAAACCGAACCUGUCGACGACCUUCCCGAAGCCUUCCAUUUUCUCGAGCCAACCGAAAACACCACAGCAGCUGCAAGAAGAACAGGAGAAGAAAGCCGAGCAGGAAAGAGUUCAGCGCGAGAAAAAGAUGCUCGAAGAGCAGAAAGCGCUUGAGAAAAAACGCAGGGAGGAAGAAGAAAAGCAGCUAAAGUUGCAGCAGGAGCAAAUGAAACGAGAAGAGAAAUUAUUACAAGAGCAGCAAAAGAAAGAGCAGCAGCUGAUAGAACAACGUCAGCGUGAAUUGGAGCAGCAGCAGAAGCAGCAGCAGAUGGAGCUCGACGCGCAGUACAACGUUCAGUACCAAGGACAGCCGACGUGGCCAGAAGGAUAUUUCCUGGACGAACACGGCUACAUGUACGACGAGUACGGCAACCCUCUGACCGAAGAGCAGCAGUACGCUGUCAUGCAGCAGGCUCAGCAGACGCUUGCGUUCUCCGAGGAGGAGGAGGAAAAAUACCUCAGAGAACAGGAGGAAUUGUUGCGGCGACAGCAGCAAGAGCUCGAAGCGGCAGCCUCGAUGUCGUCUGAACUGGAAUCCAAACUCGGUUCUGACGUUGCCCAACAGCAACAUCAGCAGGAGAAAGAGCGGCUAGAAGAGCAACAUGCUCAGGAACAGUUUCAGUUGCAACAGCAACAAUCGCAAGAGCAGCAGUUGGAACAACAACAGCAGUUGCAGUUGCAUCUGCAUCAACAACAGCAACAGCAUCAGCAGGAGUUGGAACAGCAGCAGAAAGCAGCACAAGCUGCUGCCUCCAAAGCCCAGCCCACCAGAAGCAGCUUUGGCCUCUUCGGCGGAGGCAGCGGCAAGCCCGGUAAAAGCGGCGGCCUCUUCGGUGGCUUGUCGGGCCUGACGUCUAAAGUGAGUGACACUCUGAACACGGCAGUGAAGGAAGUAUCAGCUGUCGCUGCCCAGACCGCCUCCGCUGCUGCCCAGCAGGCAAACAAAACUGCCGCUGGCAAGGCAAGCGCUGCUGGGCAACUGGGCAAGCCUGCUGGGGCUGUGCCCUCUAAAGAUGCUGCCCCUGUUGUGGCUGAAGCCCCUGUUGGAAACUCAACCGGGGCUCGCCUGCAGCUCAAGAAGCAGGAGAGCGUAAGCAGCGAACAUAUGCCCUCUGAUGAGUCUGAGGGUCGUGCUGCCCUUACCAGCGCCCCUCUCAUCCACGGCUCUGAGUCUGCUGAUCAGUCGCUGCGGCUGCAGGGAAGCUACGAUACGGCGACGGGGGGCGACCGCACCCCUGGACACCCCGAGAGCUUCGAGACAGCGCCCGAGACGUCGGUCUUCGGGGACUCGGGCGAUAAGCAGAAACCUGAGUUUUAUCAGGACCUUUAUUAUGAUGCGGAGGGUAGACGUUAUGAUCAGAGCGAGUCCUUCUACGGCGACUUCUACUCAGACCCUCGCUUCUAUAACCACUUCUUGGGUCUAGAGCGGCUGGACGAAGACGAUGGAUCAUCAAGUAUCCACGAUACCGAGCACGGCUUCUCUAGAGUCCCGUCACAGUCGUCCGAGGAACAUCCGUACCGCCUGCCCGACGGCACGUACGGUCCUGAGUACGACAGCGGCAGCGAGGGUAGGGAGGCCAUCAACUCUCGCAUCGAGCCUUACCCUGGUGACCUGACCAAGAUAAUAGAUUUCAAGAUGCCGGUGCGCGUCGACUUGAGUCAGGCAAGCGAACCAAAGGUGCUGCCCGCUGACCUGCGCUCCCGUGACCUCGGCAGGGACAAGCCCGACCAGGUGAGCGGCGCGCCGAGCCCGCCGCCCGCCGCCGCUGUCGGGGCCGCGGGUGAGGCGGCGGACGCCAGCGCCGCCGGCGGACCUUCCGACACAACCGCCCCCGCCGCUCCCGACGCCCCGCCCGGCGCCCCCGCGGCUGCCCCCGGGGCGGCGCCCUCCGACGAGCGCCACGUGAGCUUCGAAGAGGACGCGCCGCCCGCGCUGCCGCCCUCCGUGCUCCUCAAGAAGGACAUCAAGUGCCCGACGGGGCCGCGGCAGCGAUGGUUCUGGGCUUGCGAUAAGGUCAUCAGCCAGAUACAUUUGUAG
Messenger RNA from Hyalella azteca, 4480 nucleotides. RefSeq lists its product as uncharacterized. NCBI's taxonomy places the organism in Eukaryota, Metazoa, Arthropoda, Malacostraca, Amphipoda, Hyalellidae. Gene Ontology annotation, molecular function: syntaxin-1 binding; calmodulin binding; diacylglycerol binding. Bases 200 to 4480 code for a protein of 1426 amino acids. Gene Ontology annotation, cellular component: terminal bouton; plasma membrane; synaptic vesicle membrane. The record is from RefSeq and is a predicted model, not a curated record. Gene Ontology annotation, biological process: synaptic transmission, glutamatergic; presynaptic dense core vesicle exocytosis; synaptic vesicle priming. The transcript has 19 exons.